Spodoptera frugiperda (fall armyworm) is the source of this 846-nucleotide messenger RNA. RefSeq lists its product as uncharacterized. The transcript has a single exon. NCBI's taxonomy places the organism in Eukaryota, Metazoa, Arthropoda, Insecta, Lepidoptera, Noctuidae. The coding region runs from base 155 to 751 and encodes 198 amino acids. The record is from RefSeq and is a predicted model, not a curated record.
CCCUUAGCAUUGGUUGUUAUCGACAGUUACUAGUGACAACUAGAUUUCUUAGUCACUCAAGCUCCAUAAAUACCGAUCAAUAUGCUAGUACAAGACCAAAGACAUAUCGAUUGGAGUAACGGAAAGAAAGAGACAGAAAUACUUGAGAAGGACAAUGAAUAACUCACAUUUGAAGAAGGUAAUUUGUAUAACUGCUCUCUGUACAAUAGCAUCAGUGAUCGCCCUUUCCGAUGUGAAUCAAAACUGCAUGGCAAAGAACAACGGGACCACGUCAAACGACUACCUAAUAGGAACUUGGUACUUCGUCUAUCAAUUCGAUCAUAUUGGUCCGAUUCCAACAUGCACUUGUCCCAAUGUCACGUUCACAAGACCAACAGAAGAAGAACUAAGUGGAUACCGAGCAAAAUAUGGUAGAUAUGACCUUCCUCAUAAUAUUACUGAAGAUUCUCUCGUUGCUGAUAAAGGAUAUCAUAUGAAAGGUUUACUACUUGGAGGGUUGGAAACGAAGACGUAUAUACUUGAUCCCAAGUCUCACAUGAUCGGUGGUCUUGAUGGGUACGAAGUAAUGGUGUACAGAAGAAUCGAUGAAAAAUUUGCAUUCUUCUGGCGCUGUGCUAUGAGGGGCCAUGUUCGAUGGCUGAUGACAAAAGACAGGAAUGCCACUGAUGAAGAAAUGCAGCUUGCCAUCAAAGACAGAAGAGAAGUAUUCAACAAGGAAAUUCGGAAAUAUUGUCGUGACAUCUGUUAUUGAUAAUUAAAUCGGUACUUUUAAAAAGUCUUGAUGUUUCCCUGGAUUGAUUUAAUCACCUGAUUAAACUUUGUGUGUUUUCCUAGAUAGGACGUCGU